UACAUUAGUAUUACAUAACUUACUACAAUUGAGCGAAUUAUUACAAGUCGUACUAUUCGAAAAAAAAUCAAAAUUUUGGUUUUUGUAUCUGCUACCAACCGCGUAAACGUGGAGUAAUUUAACCUCAAUUUUUGACAUUUUGUUAAUAAAAAAUUUUCGAAAAUGACUAUUUUGCGGGGCUGGCGCUACAAUGUCUUUAUCGGGGGUUUAGUAGGUGUUAUAGCCCUAACCCUUUACCCCAUUGCAAUUGAGCCAAUGUUAAAUUCGGAAAAAUACAAAAAAAUACAAGAAAGAAAUAGGAGAGGGAUUAAACAGGAGGACGUCCAGCCUGGAAAUAUGAAGGUUUGGUCGGAUCCUUUUGGUAGGAAAUAAGACUAGUUUUUGUUGUAAAUAAGCAUAUAUUGUUCAAUAAAUUAAUAAGAGGUU
Messenger RNA from Tribolium castaneum (red flour beetle), 426 nucleotides. RefSeq lists its product as uncharacterized. Gene Ontology annotation, cellular component: mitochondrial inner membrane. The coding region runs from base 163 to 372 and encodes 69 amino acids. The record is from RefSeq and is a predicted model, not a curated record. Gene Ontology annotation, biological process: mitochondrial respiratory chain complex IV assembly. The transcript is spliced from 3 exons. NCBI's taxonomy places the organism in Eukaryota, Metazoa, Arthropoda, Insecta, Coleoptera, Tenebrionidae.